This is a messenger RNA of Punctularia strigosozonata HHB-11173 SS5, 963 nucleotides long. RefSeq lists its product as uncharacterized. Gene Ontology annotation, cellular component: membrane. Bases 1 to 963 code for a protein of 320 amino acids. NCBI's taxonomy places the organism in Eukaryota, Fungi, Basidiomycota, Agaricomycetes, Corticiales, Punctulariaceae. The record is from RefSeq and is a predicted model, not a curated record. The transcript is spliced from 2 exons.
AUGCCUGAAAAACACCCUGUUUCUGACGACUAUGCGCCCCAUCUUCCGCCGGACAUCAAGUACAAGCUCACUUCGAAGUGGCCAGCUGCCCGCUUGAUCCCUCCCAGUCCGCCGACGACGAUCUCAUGGCGGUGGUUCGUUCCGUCGCGGAGGCAUCGACGGGCCCAACAGAAUGUGGAGGCCGAGCCCUGGAACAUCUCCAAAUGGUGUCUCCUGUUCUCUUCUCUGUCGGUCUUCGCGUACGGCAUGGUCGGGCUGUUCUGUUUUCUAGCAACAUGUUUUGAUUCCUGGACCCACGCCGACGUCCUCCGCUACACCGACCCAGACAUCCUCGCCCUCCUCGCCCUCUCCUCCGCCAUCCUUCUCCUCUCCUCCGUCGUCGGGUUCUGCGGCACGCUCCUACACUCCCGCCCGCUCCUCGCGCUCUACGCCCUCUUCCUCUGGCCCGCCUUCGUCUCGCUCCUCACGAUCGGCUACGUCGCGUACAAACGGGCCGCCUUCGCGCUCGACCGCAAGCUCAACCUCGCCUGGAGCGAGUGGUACACGCCCCUCGCGCGGCUCGUCAUCCAGGAAUCGCUCGCGUGCUGCGGCUACCACAGCCCGCUGCACGAGGCCGCGCCGAGCGCGUCGUGCUUCGCGCGCACCCGCCUCCCGGGGUGCAAGGGCCCGCUGCUCCGGUUCGAGCGGCGGGCGCUGGGCGCGGCGUGGGCGGCCGCGUUCGCGCUCGUCCCGCUGCACGUCGUCAACAUCGCGGUCGCGCUCUUGUGCGCGAACCACGUCGACGGCGCGUUCGGGGGCAAGAUCAUGCCGAGGCGCUACUGGCUCACGGCGGACGACCUGAGGCGGGCGGGCGUGGACGACCUGGCGCCUUACGACGACUUGGCCGUGCCGGAGCUCACGAAGUUCAAGGUCGGCGGUGCGGCGCGGGAGGAUAGGGAGGAGAGGCUGCCGUUGCUGGGAUGA